Molecule: messenger RNA, 3585 nt
Organism: Branchiostoma belcheri (Belcher's lancelet)
Lineage: Eukaryota; Metazoa; Chordata; Leptocardii; Amphioxiformes; Branchiostomatidae
Product: neurogenic locus notch homolog protein 1-like
Source: RefSeq, a predicted model, not a curated record
AUGGGCGGGCCCUGCUGGAUUGGUCACUACUGUCCAGGAGGAACGUCCUACCCACUGGGCUGUCCAGCAGGAACCUACAACAACCUGACCCAGCAGGCCGAGUGUGCAGACUGCCCAGCCGGGUACUACUGCCCUGAGAACUCCACCACCUACGAGACUUACCCUUGUCCUGUGGGACACUACUGUCCUAAUGGGACAAGAUACUCUAGUGAAUAUCCAUGUCCACGAGGAUAUUUCCGAGGUACAGAGAUGGGCCAGUCUGUGGAGGACUGCUCGCCAUGUACAGCUGGGAGCUACUGUCUGGGGGGAGAGGCCUCGCCUACAGCACUGUGUAACCCAGGAUGGUAUUGUGUAAAUGCAGCCUGGAGCCCUCAACCCAAUGACUACACCCUGCUGGACUACAGCAGCUAUGGAGACUGCCUUUGUCCGGCUAACACCACGGGUGGACAGUGUCGACCUGGCUUCUUCUGUCCACAGGGAUCCCAGGAACCCACUUCCUGCACAGCUGGCUCCUACUGUGCUACUCCAGGCCUGUCCAGUGCUACUGGCCCGUGUCUGGAGGGGUACUACUGCAGUGGAGGUGCCAGUCGGUGGGACCCGACAGACGGCACCACAGGAAACAUCUGUCUUCCAGGCAGAUACUGUGAAAAUGGAACAGGCAUCCCGUCUCUAUGCCCAAUUGGCACAUACACCAACUCUACUGGCAGGAGAAGUGUCCAGGACUGCCUCCCUUGCACGGCUGGCUACUAUUGUGAGACCCCUGGACUCACAGAACCCACAGGACCCUGCUCUGCUGGGUACUACUGUCCAGAAGGCCAGAACAUCAGUGACCCAUUCCCCUGCCCAGCUGGCUAUUACUGUGAAAUGGGCAGUUUUGAGCCAACAGCAUGUGAUUCAGGCACCUGGCAAGACCAGGAAGGACAGCCCCAGUGCAAGGAAUGCCCAUCAGGAUAUUACUGUGAUCGGAACAACACCCCAGUAGUGGACUACAGCAGGUACCCCUGCCCUGUGGGGUACUUCUGUCCCAAUGGAACUGAGUUUGCCACCCAACACGGCUGUCCCCGUGGGACCUACAGCAGUGCCAGCAUGCUGGAGAGGAGUGAUCAAUGUGACCCUUGUCCUCCAGGGAAAUACUGCCAGGACACUGGGCUCAGUACAGUCACAGGUGACUGCAAUGCCGGGUUCUGGUGUAAGAAUGGAUCGUGGUCGCAGGUACCGACCGAUGGAGAUACUGGAGAGAGCUGUCCAGAGGGACACUUCUGCAUAGAAGGUACCCCUGCACCUGAAAGCUGUCCUGUUGGCACCUGGUCCAACAGUACAGAGCUGAAGGCAGCUGGCGACUGCUUCCCCUGCGCGGGAGGGUACUACUGCAAUGGUACUGGACUCACCGAGCCUUCAGGACCAUGUGAUGCAGGGUACUACUGCAACAACAGUGCCACCACACCAACACCAGAUGACGGCGGUCUGACCGGUGCUCCAUGUUGGGCCGGUCACUUCUGUCCGGAGGGCACUGCCCACCCCAUCCCCUGUAGCCCAGGAACAUACAUGGUCACCACCCAGGCAGAAGCAUGUGACCUCUGCACACCUGGCCACUACUGUGUGUCUGGCUUCGAGCCUCAGAGGUGUCCCAUUGGUUACUACUGUCCAGAAGGAACAGGCUUUGAUUGGCAGGCCUGUCCCCCGGGAACGUUCAGCACAGCUGACGGCCUGGCGAACCAGACCCAGUGUACGCUCUGCUCCCCUGGCAAGUACUGCUCCCGGCCCAAUGCCACGUCUGUGACUGAUGACUGCGCUGCCGGGUACUUCUGCCAGGAGGGGUCCGACACAGCAACACCAGAGGUCACGUACACAGGUGUGGCUGGAGUGUGUCCAGCUGGUCACUACUGUCCAGUAGGAACAUCUACACCAGAGCCAUGUCCGAGAGGAAGAUUCAGUAACCUCACAAAACUCACCAACUUUACUGAAUGUGAGUUGUGCCUGUAUGGGCAGUACUGUGGGGAGGAGGGGCUGACAGAGCCAAGUGGGGACUGCCACGCUGGCUUCUACUGUCUGCGAGGAGCUCAAGAUCCCAACAAUCCCUCAGCUGACGGCACCAGUGGACCCUGCCCUGCAGGAUUCUUCUGUCCAAAUGGCACUUCGUUCCCCCUGGGGUGCCUCGCUGGAACCUACAACCCCCUGGAGGGUCAGGCAGAGUGUGUGGACUGUGAGCCGGGGUACUACUGCCCUGCUAACUCAACAACAUAUCUGGACCACCCCUGCCCCAUGGGCCACUACUGUCCCUCAGCUACAGAGUACGCUACUCAGCACCCCUGUGAAAAGGGUUACUACAACGACUAUGUAGGCAUGGCCAGCAGUGAUGACUGCAAGCCGUGUGAACCAGGUUACUACUGUGGCAGUGCAGGUAGUCGGAACGUUACUGCCCCCUGUGCCCCUGGGUGGUACUGCAUCAGAGGAGCUUGGUCAGCCCAGCCUACAGACCAAGGGGAUGUCAACAACAUCACCAGCAACUGUUUCUGUCCAUCCAACUCUACUGGAGGUCAAUGUCAGCCUGGAGAGUUCUGUCCUGCGGGAUCCAGUCAACCCUUGCCAUGCUCACCAGGUUACUACUGUGAGCUUGCUGGCCAGGCUAAUGUAACUGGGGAAUGCUCGGCUGGGUACUACUGCAGCAGUGGUGCCGCCAUCCCAACGCCUACAGACAACACAACUGGUGCUGAAUGUCCAGCAGGCCACUACUGUCCACAGGGCACGGCUGACCCCCUUCCCUGUCCAGCUGGCUUCUACACCAACUCCAGCAGAAAUACUGAGUUCAUGGACUGCAGAUCAUGUCUGCCUGGCUCUUUCUGUGGGUCAGUCGGCUUGGUUGAGCCCACUGGCCCCUGUGAUGCCGGCUUCUACUGUCCCGGAGGUCAGAAUGUCAGCAGUCCAGAUGACUACAUUUGCACACCUGGUCAUUUUUGUGAGGAAGGUAGUGCUGAUCAGGUGACCUGUGUGCCAGGCUCGUACCAGGAUGAUUUUGGGCAGGCCACCUGUAAGGAGUGCCCAUCUGGGUUCUACUGUGACUCCACCCUGCAGAAUGACACCCUCUGCACCCAUGGAGUCCAGAACCCCCAGGUCUGUCCCGUGGGACACUACUGUCCCAACGGCACCAAGUACGCCACGGAGCACGGCUGUCCUAACGGCACCUACAGUGACCGCACCCAGCUGGAGGAUGUUAGCGAGUGUACGCUGUGUCCAGGUGGACAAUACUGCGGACAGGAGGGCUUACCUGCACCUACGGGUCAAUGUGAACAAGGGUAUUACUGCAUCUCAGGUGCCUGGACUGCCACACCUGAUGAUGGUGACACAGGUGACAUCUGCCCACCUGGCUACUACUGUCCAGCUGGCACCAACACCACACUGCCCUGCCCACCUGGCACAUACAAUCCUACAACAGGUCUGUGGACUGAAGCCCAAUGUCAGGGCUGUGAGCCUGGGCAGUACUGUCCCAGCUAUGGCAUGGGGAUGCCCGAGGGAAACUGUAGUGCCAGGUACUACUGUAGUGGGAACGCCACAGACCCACAACCUACCGAUGGCACAACAGGCUAA